Molecule: messenger RNA, 1436 nt
Organism: Scomber japonicus (chub mackerel)
Lineage: Eukaryota; Metazoa; Chordata; Actinopteri; Scombriformes; Scombridae
Product: NACHT, LRR and PYD domains-containing protein 1a-like
Exons: 9
Coding region: 342-1436 (364 amino acids)
Biological process (GO): regulation of apoptotic process
Source: RefSeq, a predicted model, not a curated record
GGCUCUUCCACACUGAAGGCUGUUUCUCACUGUCUGUCCUUCUUGCGUUCCUCAGUGUGGACCAUGAUGAAGAGCACUGGGUAAACCCACAGCUUCUCAACAAGUAUGCGUGUGAGCUUACGUUUGACCCCAACACAGUGAAUGAACACCUUGUCCUGUCUGAGUCCAACAAAGAAGUGAAGUAUACUGAAGAGAAGCAGCUGUAUCCUGAUCACCCAGAGAGAUUUGAUAAAACGAAGCAGGUGCUGUCUAGUGACACAAAAAUUCUCCUUCAUACUUUCCACACCACCUUCACUGAGCCUCUCCACCCUUUGGCCCUGUCCAGUGUAGUGAAGCCAAAAAUGGAUCCUGAUCAGUCAAGCUUCAUACCGGAGGUGACGACAGAAAGAAUAGGCAUCUCAUACAAGUUCAUAUUCCCAGGUCCAGGUUUGUUCCGGUGUUCUUUGACUGGACUGGUUUUUAAUGUGACUCAUGAAGGGGAGGUCAGAUACAGGACUCUGAUCUGGGAUCUCAUGCUCCUCCAGCCUGCUCUUAAGGUUCCUGCAGGACCACUGUUCAGCAUUGAGUGUGCUGAGGACUCCAUCCGUCAGCUCCACCUCCCACACUGUGAACCUGAACCUGCACUGGUCUCUGAAAGCCUCAGUGUGGUCAACAUGUCCGAUCAUGGAAUGAGCAUCAUACAGCCGCUGGAGGUCACUCAAACCCACGUGGUGGUGGACAUCCCUCACCUCUCUGCCUUUGGCAUCAUCUGGGAUGUCAUCAAGAGGUUUUUCAAUUUCAUGACAAAACCAAUAAGUGGCCAAGUCCUGCUGUUCCUGCAACAACCGUACCCCUCAGAGGAACAGACCCUCAGUGUGAUUCUGCUACCGAGCAAUGUGCCACUGGUGGAGGUAAAAGUGCAACAUAUAGACUCUCAGUUCAUCCAGGCACCUUCGAACUGUCUUAUCCACAGAGAACAACGUUACAGCCUGUUUAGUGACCCAGACAGCUAUAAAAUACAGCCUGAUCGUGCAGUAUUUUCUGACAGAUACGGUCCAAACUACCACAUAACCUAUGAGGUCAUGCUGAUGACGAGCACAAAGGAAGUGACUCUGAUGUUGAGAGAUCCAGAGAGUAUACAAGUGUGGCAGCACAACCUCCAUCUGCCUGUCUCAUCUUCAGGCACUUCUUCAGUUCAAACUCUACCAAGGUUGGCAGACGACAUCUCAGCAGAGAAGAAGCUGCUCACUGUCAGGUCAGCGUUCAUCUACAGAGUGUCUUCUCCUGUUCUGGACAACCUGCUGGAUAAACUGCUGGCAGAGGGAGUUAUAACUGAUGCUGAGAGAGAGACGGCCAUGACCAAACCCAGACAACACAAAGCACAGGAUGUGAUUGACAUGAAACGGACUCCACGAGGGGGUCAUGAGGGCCUGACGUUUCAUGAUGCAGACAGUUGA